UUUCCUUCUUUUUCGUUUUCGUGCCGAGUUUGUACUGACGUAGGUGUACAUCUCUGCCGUCUCUACCUCAAAAGUCUUAUAACCGUACGACUAACGUGUUAUUACUUAUUAUUACUACAACUACCUACAACACUAGUGCUCCUCGCAGUUACCUUUUAUUAUUAAUUAUAUUUUUUUGUUAUUACUUUUGAAUUCCGUGUUACGACUAAAUAUGUUUUCCAAAGUAUUCAAGAACAUCGUUAACCAAGGAGUUAGACAGUAUUCUUCAAAGAAAGGUUUAAAAGUAACAGUAUGUGGAGGUUCAGGCGGCAUCGGUCAACCCUUGUCCUUAUUGUUGAAACAAAGUCCACUCAUCACGGAUUUAGCUAUUUAUGAUAUUGCUCCAGUAACUCCUGGUGUGGUUGCUGAUCUAAGUCAUAUGGAUACCAACUCAAAUGUAACCAGUCAUGUUGGAUUGGACAACUUAAAAGAUGCAGUUGCUAAUACCGAUGUAGUUAUUAUCCCAGCAGGAAUUCCUCGUAAACCUGGUAUGACCCGAGAUGAUUUGUUCAAUACAAAUAUUUCAAUUGUAUGCGAUAUUAUUAAGGUUAUUGGACAAGUCAGUCCUCAUGCUCUUGUUGGAAUUAUAUCAAAUCCAGUCAACAGUGCUGUACCAGCUGCUGCGGAAAUAUUGAAGAAACUUAAUGUUUAUGAUCCAAAAAGAUUAUUUGGUGUGACCACUUUAGAUAUUGUCCGAUCUAACAGAUUCAUUGCUGAACUUAAAUGUCUUAAUGCUACCGAUGUCAACGUUCCAGUAAUCGGUGGACAUUCCGGACCAACAAUAAUUCCCUUAAUAUCUCAAUGUACACCUCAAGUGAAGUUUGACCAUGAUGUGCUCGUAAAACUUACAAAACGUAUUCAAGAAGCUGGUACUGAAGUUGUACAAGCUAAAGCCGGAGCCGGCUCUGCAACCCUGUCUAUGGCGUAUGCAGGUGCCAAAUUUACAACUUCUAUGUGUAGAGCAAUUCUUGGCGAACCAAAUGUCGUAGAAUGCUCAUUUGUAGAGUCGACAGUAACUGAUUCACCAUACUUCAGUACACCAGUUCUCAUUGGGAAAAAUGGAAUUGAAAAGAACUUCGGCAUGGGUAAUCUGUCUGAUUUUGAAAAAGAAUUACUAAAGGCUGCCUUACCCGAAUUGGCUUCCAACAUUAAGAAAGGAGCAGAUUUUGGCAAGAACUACAAAUAAAUGUCAUUAUAAAUAGAUUACUUUAAUUCCGAUCCAUUGUAUUAUUUACAACCACGUACUACUACUUAAAAGUAUUUAAAUUGAAAAUAUGUCCUCUCUUCGUUAUACUUCUACAUGACAACAUUUUAUGUUUACCGAAUAUUAUUAUAUACAAGAUUUAAGAUUUUACCCUAAAUUAAAUUAUAAACAUUAGACAUAUGA
Messenger RNA from Rhopalosiphum maidis (corn leaf aphid), 1426 nucleotides. RefSeq names its product malate dehydrogenase, mitochondrial (gene Mdh2). Gene Ontology annotation, molecular function: L-malate dehydrogenase (NAD+) activity. The record is from RefSeq and is a predicted model, not a curated record. The transcript has 7 exons. NCBI's taxonomy places the organism in Eukaryota, Metazoa, Arthropoda, Insecta, Hemiptera, Aphididae. The coding region runs from base 212 to 1225 and encodes 337 amino acids. Gene Ontology annotation, biological process: malate metabolic process; tricarboxylic acid cycle. Gene Ontology annotation, cellular component: cytoplasm; mitochondrion.